AUGCGGGUCCAUCGCAGCAUACUUCAAGGGAUGCAAGUGUUGCAAAAGAUCGCGGCUGCAUUUUUAUGGCGAGGAAAACAUCCCAUAAUUAGUUUUAAAACUAUAAUUGGAAAAAAGAUAGAUGGAGGAUUUGCCGUAUUAAAUAUUAACACAAUGGUAGAAGGGUUUAAAAUUAAAUGUGGUCUACGCCUGAUGUCUGAUACCCCAGCGAAGUGGAAAUUUUAUGCUCUGCAGUCCAUGGCCACGCAGUUGCAGUGUUUUGAUCGUUCAUUAUGGUCAAACCUGGUGCCACACAUACAGCAGGGAACCAGUCUAUUUCACGGAGCAGAAUUGUGA
This is a messenger RNA of Didymodactylos carnosus, 336 nucleotides long. NCBI's taxonomy places the organism in Eukaryota, Metazoa, Rotifera, Eurotatoria, Philodinida, Philodinidae. The record is from the annotation of a GenBank genome assembly.